AUGAUUUUUUAUGUGACCCGGAUGCUGAAAUCCGCACAGGACAAGGAGAAGCCCAUGGCAGUGCGGCAAUCCAAUAUCCUCGCAGCUCGGGCUGUCGCUGAUGCCAUUCGCACGACCAACGAUGGAAACACCAUGCUGAGGGACAUGAGCGUGAUGCAUCCAGCUGCUCGUAUGCUGGUUGAUCUCAGUGCCGCACAGGACGUUGAGGCUGGUGAUGGCACUACAUCGGUUGUUGUCAUUGCUGGUAGCCUGCUGGGAGCUGCUGAGAAGCUGCUCUCCAAGGGUAUUCACCCCACGGUCAUCUCCGAAUCCUUCCAGCGCGCCGCCGCUGCCGCUGUCGAGAUCCUCCACAACAUGUCUCGCCCUAUCAACCUCACCGACCGUGCUACCCUCCUCCAAGCCGCCUCAACCUCCCUUUCUUCCAAAAUUGUCUCUCAACACUCCAGCUUGCUGGGCCCUAUGGCCGUUGACUCAGUCCUCAAGGUUGUUGACCCCAAGACCGCUGAGAACGUCGAUUUGCGCAACAUUCGCAUCGUAAAGAAGGUUGGAGGUACAAUUGAGGACAGUGAGAUGAUCGACGGCUUGGUGUUGAACCAGCCCGUCAUUAAGAGCAGUGGUGGGCCCACAAGGAUUGAGAAAGCUCGGAUAGGCCUUAUCCAAUUCCAGCUGAGCCCGCCCAAGCCAGACAUGGAGAACCAAAUUGUCGUCAAUGACUACCGUCAGAUGGAUAAGAUUCUGAAGGAAGAGCGCCAAUAUUUGCUGAACAUGGUCAAGAAGAUCCAGAAGACCAAGUGCAAUGUUCUUCUUAUCCAAAAGUCCAUCCUUCGUGAUGCCGUUAACGAUCUGUCAUUGCACUUCCUUUCUCGCCUGAAGAUUCUGGCCAUCAAGGACAUUGAGCGUGAUGAGGUGGAGUUCCUGUGCAAGACUCUCGGCUGCAAGCCCGUGGCCAAUGUCGAUUCUUUCACCGAGGACAAGCUCGGUACUGCCGAUCUUGUGGAGGAAGUUCAGGCCUCUGGUGCGCGCUACGUUAAGGUCACCGGCAUCAAGCAACAGCCGAGUACUGUCAAUAACCAGACCGUUUCCAUUGUCGCCCGGGGUGCCAACAGCCUCAUCCUCGACGAGGCCGAGCGCUCUCUUCACGACGCUCUCUGUGUUAUUCGUUGUCUGGUGAAGAAGCGUGCUAUGAUUGCAGGUGGCGGUGCUCCUGAGAUCGAAGUCGCUCAUACCCUUGCCAUGCGGGCUCGUGAGCUUACUGGCACUGAGGCUAUUUGCUGGAAGGCCUUUGCCGAUGCUAUGGAAGUCAUCCCCACUACGCUUGCAGAGAAUGCUGGUCUGAACUCCAUCAAGGUUGUGACCGACCUGCGUCACCGUCACGCUCAAGGUCAGCACAAUGCCGGCGUCAGCAUCCGCAGCGGCGGUGUCAAGGAUGAUAUCACCGAGGAGAACAUCUUGCAGCCUCUGCUAGUCAGCACCAGUGCCAUUGAGCUGGCUGCCGAGACGGUGAAGAUGAUCAUGAGAAUUGAUGACAUUGCUCUGUCGCGGUAA
This is a messenger RNA of Penicillium diatomitis, 1545 nucleotides long. RefSeq names its product chaperonin-containing T-complex subunit CCT4. The record is from RefSeq and is a predicted model, not a curated record. Gene Ontology annotation, molecular function: ATP hydrolysis activity; ATP-dependent protein folding chaperone; ATP binding. The coding region runs from base 1 to 1545 and encodes 514 amino acids. Lineage: Eukaryota; Fungi; Ascomycota; Eurotiomycetes; Eurotiales; Aspergillaceae. Gene Ontology annotation, biological process: protein folding. Gene Ontology annotation, cellular component: chaperonin-containing T-complex. The transcript has 4 exons.